Messenger RNA from Prorocentrum cordatum, 445 nucleotides. Lineage: Eukaryota; Dinophyceae; Prorocentrales; Prorocentraceae. The record is from the annotation of a GenBank genome assembly.
UGCUCACCGCCGAGUUGUCGUCGUUGUCGUCGUUGUCCCUCAUCGCCGCCGCCGCCGUUGUCGUCGUCGUCGUUGUUAUCGUAUCCGUCGUCCACUUGGAUUUUCUCUCGCACGCAGACGCUCAAAGCCAGACAUUACCACAGCGGGAAGUACCAGAGCAUGAUCUGCACACACGGGGAUCUCCGCGUCGAGUAAUUCGUGUGGUGCUCGGCGAUGCUGAGGCGGGUGCCCCUGUUCCAGGCAAUGCCCGACGGGGACAUAGAGAACAUCAUCGAUGCUAUGAAGCAGGUGUACUUCCCCGCAGGUCACGUGAUCAUCCAGCAAGGGGACCCUGGCGAGCAUUUCUUUUUCGUCUAUAGUGGUCAGGUCGUGGCCACGAAGGAGUCCGCCGACUCGGAGCCCGUCUCCAUGGCGCACGAGGCCGGCGACUACUUCGGCGAGCUGG